AUGUUAUGCCUGAUCGGUGCAUAUUUAUUUAUAUUUAUCCUUUUUUUUAUAGCUUCAACUCCUUUUUUGUGUGUUCUCAUGUAUGUACUUAGCAGUGCAGUUGCAGCUGCUUGAUCUGACUGCAGAAAUGCUGCAGUCUUGUUGCUGAAUUAACCCUUUGAGUGCCCAGAGACCUAUAUUAGUACAUUACAUAUUUUAUUACUGUCAUCAUUUUUUCCACUUUUACCAAAAUAUCUGAAAUUUGGUGUCAGGCCACUUUGUACCACUGCCUGUCCAACCAACAUAUGAAAUUUGUCUUACUCAUCAUGUUUCAUGCCUUUAAUUCCAAUCAAAAAUUUACAUUUGGAGGUAAAAAAUUAGUUACAUGUUUCAUCUCUCACUAAAACCUCACAUACAUCCAUUAUAGGCCCAUACAUUUAACAUUUACUGGUGUCUCACUUAUUCUGUGACUAAUUUGGUCAUCUUUGUAGUUUUUUCUGUAUAGUAGCCUUAACCCUGGGCUACUGUUGUGGUCUCUGGGCCAUAAGGGGUUAAGAGCAUCCUGGGACAGGUUUUGCUUUGGACUCCACCCUCAUCUCUGCAUCUCCAUCACCGCUUCUGGGUUUCCCAGACAGUCUGCAGUGCCGCUCAUUUUCCUUCAUCCAGAGUUCUUCCCUUCAUUUUUCCUUCCCUCCACCUCUCUCCAUCUCUCUGUCCCUCCCUUAUCCUCAUCCUUCUCCUCCUCACCAUACUUGCUGCACUCCACACCACAUCCAUUAUCUCAGACCACCAUCCAUUUUGCAUAGUCCCGCUGUUUGAUACCAGUCAGAAGAAUGGGGAUCGAGAGUCAAGGUCCGACGCCCCCUGCAGGAAACCUGACUGCCCAGCAGGUGAAAACCUUCCAGAAGAUGGAGCCGAAGGCCCUGGGGUCAAUCCAGAUAAUCAUCGCAGUUCUGUGUCUGUGCCUGAGUGUCUCCAUCCUCCAGAUCUACUACGAGGUCCACUUCACUCCUGACGUCAUCGUGGUGGUAGUGAUCGUAGUGCAGCUGUUGGCGUCCGGCUCCAUCCUGAUCCAUGCUGGAAGGUUUCCCUCUUUAUUUUGGGUUAAAACCACGCUGGUGGUCCACCUGGUGAGCGCUGCAUUCGCCACGGCGAUGCUGGGCCUCCUGUCCCGACACCUGCCCUACCGCCAGGACUCCUACCACUGCGAACACUGCCGCAGACUGGAGAUAUACGCUGUGCAACAGUAUUGUUUCAAGAAAUGCACUUACACGGUCGAAAGAAACUGUAAACUCUUGAUUGACGGCUUGCUGGCCACGCUGGUGCUGUUCCUGGUGGUGGAGCUGGUGAUCUGCAUUGUGACGAUUCUCUUUGGACUCAAAGUUCUGGCUAAAGGUGGCCUGCAGAUGCUUGGAGUUGGAGGUCAGCGUGUGGAACGUCCUGCAGCUGCACCCACGCCUGAGAUCGCUCCAGCUCAGCAGGUGGAGGUGGUGGUGACGGAGGUGGAGCCUGAAUCAGCAUCGGCAGCAGUAGUAGAAGAAGUCCCCACCCCGCCUACUGAACCUCAGGUGGAGCCCAUUGACUCUAUAGCGGAGGUCUGACCCAGGGUCAUGUGAUCCCUCUCCUCCAGUCAGAGAGGAGAAUCAGAAAGGGUCACUGUGAGGGGUUGUAAUUCAGGAGAAUUCAUUGGAGGACUGAACCAGGCUGUAUAUAUCACUACACCUAGCAGAGCAUUCUCUGCUGCAGAAAGUACAACAGUGAAAGGGACUCAACUCAGCUCAUAACCAUCUGCCAGAGAUGAUGGAGGUAAACUGCCUCUCCUGCCAAGUAACCAUCACUAACAGUUGACUUUAUUCAUAACUACCACGCCACGUUUGAGCAACAGGCAGUGUCUGGUUAAGUGAGAAAUUGUGAUUAGAGUCAGUUUCGUCAAAGCAUGGUGACCUUAAGACCACCUUAAAGGGGCCAUAUCAUAGAAAAAGAAUUUUCCUUGCUUUUUUAUUAGCUUGAUCCACUUUGUAAAAACUGUUAAAUAUAACAUUGAGUGUGUUUACAUGCACUCAAAAAUUAGAUCAUAAUCAGAUUUCUGCAGUUAUCUGAUUAUUCGAAAGGUCAU
Colossoma macropomum (tambaqui) is the source of this 2095-nucleotide messenger RNA. RefSeq lists its product as uncharacterized. Gene Ontology annotation, cellular component: membrane. The transcript is spliced from 9 exons. NCBI's taxonomy places the organism in Eukaryota, Metazoa, Chordata, Actinopteri, Characiformes, Serrasalmidae. The coding region runs from base 813 to 1580 and encodes 255 amino acids. The record is from RefSeq and is a predicted model, not a curated record.